CCGGGCGGGGGCAGUGGGGGAAGCCUCGGGGGCCGCCGGCCCCGCGGAGCCCUGAGCGGGGAGCGCUCCUGCUGCCCCCCGGUCACGCCGGCGGGGCGGGGCCGGGCCGGCCGGUAGCAAACGGCGUUCCCCGCGGCCUCCGUUUUUUGAUGUGUUUGUCGAGGCCCCCGGUGUCUGUUGCUGGAGGGGCGCUGAGGGUCGGGCUGUUGGGUAACGCCAGGUGGUCCCGAACCCGGCUGGGCCAGGCACACGCCUGUGUGUGGAGUCACGGAUGCAGAAAGAACGCCGGGCUGAGGAAAACUUAGAAUCAUAGCGUUAUUAAAUAUGCUGAGUUUCAAGGGACCCACAAGGACCACCGAAAUCCGAUUCUUGGCCCUGCACAGAUCAGCCCUGAGAAUCGCACCGUGUGUCUGCAGAGUUGUCCAAAAGCUCCUUGAGCUUGUCUUGCUUGGGGCCGUGACUCCCUCCCUGGGGAGUCUGUUCCAGUGACCAUCAGCCCUUUGGGUGAAGAGCCUUUAAUAUCCAGCCUAAAAUUCCCCUGACGCAGCUUCAUUCUGUUCCCUCGGGUGCUGUCACCGGUCACCAGAGGGCAGAGAUCAGCACCGUAAAAAAACCUUGCAUACUUGCUAGUUCUCUUCAUGAAAUAUUUUAACAGAGUAUCAGUGAUGGAAAAAUGAAAACAAACAAAAAAGUUGAUUAAAAAAAAACUUCAUGAUUAAUGCCCGUGGUAAAAGAGUUAAAGGGCCUGGGCUUCCGUCCCCCCGCGCACUCGCACAGCGACUGGAUCGGGCCCCCGGACAAGCACUCCAACCUGCGCCCCAUCAUCUUCUACGUGCCCCCCGAGGAGUCGGCGCUGGAGCGGCGGCUGCGGGAGGCGCGCCAGGAGGCCCAGGCCAGCAACCAGCGCUUCUGGGCACGGCACAACCGCGCCUUCCGCCAGGAGAAAGAAGAAUUUAUUUAUUCAAGACUGAAAGCCAAGGGUCUGGAAAUGAAAGAUGAAUCAGGUCAAAAAGCAACACUGAAUGCAGAAGAAAUGGCUGACUUUUACAAGGACUUUCUAAGUAAAAAUUUUAAAAAGCAUUUGCAAUAUAACAGAGAUUGGUAUAAACGUAACUUUAGGAUCACAUUCCUCAUGGGACAAGUGGCACUGGUGAGAGCUCUGAGGUGGCUUCGUUGGAGAAAGAAACUAGAACAGUAAUCACAGAUCCAUGAAGAACACAACACUGUAUGCUGAAAACUUGUGGUUUAUAAUAAUGUUCAAAAUCUGAGUUGUUGAUGCCAUAAUUACUUGAAUUUGUUUGUUAAUCUAUGUAAAUAAAAGUCAACACUGGUCUUAAUUUAUAAGCAGUAUGUAGAUUUCCUUUAUACCCUUUAUUCCAAGAAUAUCUAAAAUAUUUCUCCACCAAAACACAACCAAGAAAACUUCUAAAAGCUGUUCCUUGUUCAUAUCAGAUGGAAUGACUUUCCUGUUUUUACUAUGGAGUUAUGCUGCUAAAUAAUACGAGAUUCAGUGUGCUAUACCUGAACCCUGGUCUCAGAAUGAUGUCUCCACUAACUAUAUAUUAGUAUAUAAAGACAAAAAUGCCUCAUUUUGCAGCAGUUGCUUGCCUGGGGCAGUAGCUAUCCAUAAGUUAUACAAAAUGGGUGAAGAAACAAAUUUGAUUUGUGGAUAUAUAUAUACAGUAAACGUAGAAUAAUCCUCUCUUCAGUGUGAUUAUUUGCUAUUUUUAAUAAAUAUUUAAGAUAUUACUUAAUAUAAAGUGCUAAUGCAAUAGGAUCUUCUUAGAUUUUUUCUUUUUAAUUAAGAGAAAUGUGCCUGCCUUGGACAAGAGCUCCUCUGAUCCACGAUUGGUAAAUGUUUUAGUUGCUGAGCAAUUUAACAAAUGUGCUGCCUGUCAUUUAAUAUUGGUAGAAGAUGAAACUGGUAACUCCUGCAUGGAGAACAACAUUACUACAUGUAUACACUGCUUUCUCCUGGUUCAUUUCUUCCAAAAAAAUGUGCUGUUCUCACCAGUUUCUCCAAGGCACUGAAAACAACUUGCCUGAGGGUUGUUUUGGUGGCCUCCAGUAGGUACCAUCAGUUAGAAGGAGCUUGGUUCAAGUGAAGUCUUAAAAUAUUAUGCCAUGUAUUUUUAAUUUAAAAAAGUCUCAUUCCUCACUAUCAUUUAUACAGUUAAAUGAUUUUUUUUUUUUUUUAUCCAGUACCUACUAAGAGGAUUCUGUUAAAAAGAAUGUAGGCUGUCAGAUGAAGUGCUUUCCUAAAGCUGUGCUGUAGUGAAGGCUCUGCUUUUGGAAACAUCAUCUCAGUAGCCAUUGACCUAUUUUUCAUAUCUAAACAUGACAUGAUUUAUUCACAGACUUUUUCAACUGGAGCAAAAAGCUUUGUCCACAUCAGCUAUAAUAAUUGCUCUGCAAAAUGAAAUAAAUGUUACUAAUACAGUAGCAGAUCCAGUGUUUCAUGCAACUAUAUUAUUUGGGCUAAAGUGGCCCCUGAAUUGUGAUUUUAAGUGUUAUUAGUAAAUGAAAACAGUAAUUAAUGGUGUUUUCUCAGAUAAUAACCAACACUUUGAAAAUAUUUGUGAAUUUUAUACUGUAUCAGUACUGUAAAGGUUAUAUAUUUAUUAAAAAUUUACAAAAUGCCAUGUUUAAGAAAA
Cinclus cinclus is the source of this 2654-nucleotide messenger RNA. RefSeq names its product cytochrome c oxidase assembly factor 8. Lineage: Eukaryota; Metazoa; Chordata; Aves; Passeriformes; Cinclidae. The transcript is spliced from 5 exons. Gene Ontology annotation, cellular component: mitochondrion. Gene Ontology annotation, biological process: intrinsic apoptotic signaling pathway. The record is from RefSeq and is a predicted model, not a curated record. Bases 719 to 1198 code for a protein of 159 amino acids.